ACAACACACAUGUAUUAACUCAGUUUCCAUGGACCAGGAGUGUGGGUGUGGCUUAACUAGGUCCCCUGCAUCAUGAUCUCUUGCCAGGCUGCAAUCAUGUGUUGAUCAGGGCUACGCGCUCAUCGGAAGGCUCAGCUGGACAAGGAUCUUAACUCCCGUAGUUGCUGGCAGAAUUGAGUUCCUGGAGGGCUGCUGGACUGAGGGCCCCAGCCCUCGCUUAUGUGAUGGCUCUAGGCCACCCUCAAGUCUUUGCCGUGUGGUGUCUCUAGCAUUGCCACUUAUGUGCCACCUGCGAAGGCAGUGGAAGUUCUGCUAACAAGAUGCACUUGAGUGACUGAGCUGGUGGCGGGCCAGAUGGCAGAAGGCACCAGCUGUCUUGGAGACCCCCCUGCGGAAGCAGGUGCUCUCUGGGAGACCCUCAGUGCACUCCUGCCACACAGUAAAGAAGAACUGAAGUUGGACCUCAGCGACAGCAUAGAGAGGAGCGUAGUGACGUUGCUGCAGCAAGCCACCGAGCUCUUCUAUGAGGGCAGGAGGGAUGAGUGUCUGCAGACAAGCGAGAUGAUCCUGGACUACUCUUGGGAGAAGCUCAACACGGGGACAUGGCGGGACGUGGACAAAGACUGGCGACGGGUCUACGCCUUUGGCUGCCUGCUAAAAGCCGUCUGUCUGUGCAAGGCACCUGGAGAUCCCACCACCCUGGCUGCAGCCCUGAGGGUGUGUGACCUGGGCCUGCUGAUGGGGGCGGCCAUCCUUGGGGACAUCCUCAUUAAAGUCGCUGCUAUCCUCCAGACACACCUCUCUGGAAAAAGGCCUGCCCAAGGUGCGGCCCAGGAGCAGCCCAGCACAAAGAAAGCAAGGACGGACCAUGUUGUGAUUCCAGAAGUGAAGUUAGAAAGAACAGUCCCACGGCUUCACCGUCCAUCCCUCCAGUAUUUCAGGGAGCAUUUUUUGGUUCCAGAGAGGCCUGUGAUCUUGGAAGGCGUGGCUGACCACUGGCCGUGCUUGAGGAAGUGGAGUCUGGAGUAUAUCCGAGAGAUUGCUGGCUGCCGAACAGUCCCAGUGGAAGUUGGUUCCAGGUACACAGACGAGGAGUGGUCCCAGACACUCAUGACAGUCAACGAGUUCAUCAGCAGAUACAUCGUGGGCGAGUCAAGGGACAUCGGGUACCUUGCUCAGCACCAGCUCUUUGACCAGAUCCCAGAGUUGAAGCAGGACAUCAGUAUCCCGGAUUACUGCAGCCUGGGCGACGGGGAGGAAGACGAGAUCACCAUUAAUGCCUGGUUUGGUCCCCAAGGAACUGUCUCCCCACUUCAUCAGGACCCCCAGCAAAACUUCCUAGCCCAGGUGAUUGGCAGGAAAUACAUCCGCCUGUAUUCCCCCCGGGACUCGGAGGCUUUAUAUCCUCAUGACUCGCACCUUCUUCAUAACACGAGCCAGGUUGACGUGGAGAAUCCCGACUUAGAGAAGUUCCCCAGGUUUGCCGAGGCCCCAUUCCUGUCCUGCAUCCUGUCUCCUGGAGAGAUCCUGUUUAUCCCAGUGAAGUACUGGCAUUAUGUGCGUGCUCUGGAUUUGAGUUUCUCAGUCAGCUUCUGGUGGUCAUAGCCGGGUUGAAAGGGCCCAAAUCACAAACGGCAGUCAGCAAUUUGCCCACUCGCUGCUCUGUUCCCAGCCUGCCGUCAGGUCCUGCGAUCCAGAGACAAGCAGGACUGAGCCUAUGUCCUGAGGAGGCCUCUGCUGCCCAGUGGUAGCCCUGGGUGAUGAGUGUGGGCACUACGCAGACAGAGCAGAAGAGCCCAGGAAGGGCACACAGAAUGAGUGUGGCAGCCUGCACCAAGGCUUGCAGCAUCUGAGGCCUAAUGUGGUGGGAGACAGGCAGGUGGCGUGUGCCCAUCAGCAGUACAGCAUGGCUCUGCGGGCAGCUGCUGGAUCCACACCAGCCCA
Molecule: messenger RNA, 1944 nt
Organism: Galeopterus variegatus (Sunda flying lemur)
Lineage: Eukaryota; Metazoa; Chordata; Mammalia; Dermoptera; Cynocephalidae
Gene: KDM8
Product: lysine (K)-specific demethylase 8
Exons: 8
Coding region: 355-1605 (416 amino acids)
Cellular component (GO): nucleus
Molecular function (GO): histone H3K36 demethylase activity
Source: RefSeq, a predicted model, not a curated record